Molecule: messenger RNA, 374 nt
Organism: Anopheles funestus (African malaria mosquito)
Lineage: Eukaryota; Metazoa; Arthropoda; Insecta; Diptera; Culicidae
Gene: Sem1
Product: 26S proteasome complex subunit SEM1
Exons: 2
Coding region: 100-309 (69 amino acids)
Biological process (GO): proteasome assembly; double-strand break repair via homologous recombination; mRNA export from nucleus
Cellular component (GO): proteasome complex; proteasome regulatory particle, lid subcomplex
Source: RefSeq, a predicted model, not a curated record
UUGUCAUCGUUGUCAAAAUUGUGUACACCGAAAUAAGCAACUUCAUCGCGCGGCGAGAAUCAUUUUGUUAUUUUCAUAAAGCAUCCACAAACUGCAACCAUGUCGGAUAAGGAAAACAAGGAAAAGCCCAAGCUAGAUCUCGGCCUUCUCGAAGAAGACGACGAGUUUGAGGAGUUUCCCGCCGAAGAUUGGACCGGAAACAAGGAGGACGAGGAAGAACUGAGCGUAUGGGAAGAUAAUUGGGAUGACGACAAUGUGGAAGAUGAUUUCAAUCAGCAGCUGCGUGCACAGCUAGAGAAGCACAAGUGAUUAUCGUUCGUGUCGUUCUCGCGGUAAUGCACAGCAUGAAUAAAAAUUAAACUUAAUUUCCUAUA